GUGGGCGGGUCCAGCCCAGCACAGCAACCGCCGAGACUUCCGGUUCCGAUGACAGAGGCGCCGGAUGCCAGGGCUCCGGCUGUGGGAAGAGUCGUCGGCCCGGAGCAGCUGGAGUCCCACGGACUCACAGGACCCUGGAGGAGCCGCCUCUGCCAGGGGAGUCCCUCGAACUGAGAGGACCCGUUCUAGUGCGACCCGGCCGGGUCUGAGGUUCAAGCUCAGGUCCCCUAGCCCAACGGUUAGGAGAUGGAUGCGCCAUUUAAUCAGCAAGAAUUCACUGAACAGCCACUGUGGACCAGGCCCUGGGCUGGGUGCUGAGGGGAGAAAGAGGACAAGAUUGGCCUCCAGCCCUGAGCAGCUCACAGUCUAGUAGGAGACCUGUAAAGAGGCAGUUACUGUGCCACAGUGCUGAGGACUCAGAGGAGUGUGGAAUGGGUGUCUUCCACAGAGGUUUGCGAACCAGAAGGAGACACCAGGGGGGAUUUCGUCGAGGGCCUUGUGGGGAGCUGGUGAUUAAACUGCUUCUUGCGGCCUCCAUACAGAGGAGUGCACAGGGCACUCUGGACACAGGAGUAGCUUGUGCAAAGGAAGCGAAUGUGUAACUACACACGGCUUGUGCGUCAAGCCAGGCAGUGUUGAGUCAAGGGGUGACAGGGUCUGAUGUGUUGUUUGAAGGGAUCGUCCUAGUGGAUCGUUUCUGUACAUGUGAGACCUUGGGGAGGAGGGCUGGAAAUGGACAUGAAAUUCCACUGGAUCCAUCAUGAAGCUUGUCAAAGACAAGCUCACACUCAUCCAUCCUAGUGCCUGGUGAACAUGACCGACUGUGGUUGAGGCAGAGUGGCUCACCGUGGACACACUGAAUUAGCCUCCUGGGCUUUUGGGCAGAGGCCACCAUGGAGCAGUGUGCGAGUGUGGAGAGAGAGGUGGACAAGGUCCUGCAGAAGUUUCUGACCUACGGGCAGCACUGUGAGCAGAGCCUGGAGGAGCUGCUACACUACGUGGGCCAGCUGCGGGCUGAGCUGGCCAAUGCAGCCCUCCAGGGGACCCCUCUCUCUGCCACCCUCUCCCUGGUGAUGUCCCAGUGCUGCCGGAAGAUCAAAGACACCGUGCAGAAACUGGCUUCGGACCACAAGGACAUUCACAGCAGCGUCUCUCGAGUGGGCAAAGCCAUCGACAGGAACUUUGACUCUGAGAUCUGUGGUGUCGUCUCCGACGCAGUGUGGGACUCACGGGAGAAGCAGCAGCAGAUCCUACAGAUGGCCAUCGUGGAGCACCUGUACCAGCAGGGCAUGCUCAGUGUUGCUGAGGAGCUGUGCCAGGAAUCCACCCUGAAUGUGGACUUGGACUUUAAGCAACCUUUCCUGGAGCUGAAUCGAAUCCUGGAAGCUCUGCACGAACAAGACCUAGGGCCGGCGUUGGAGUGGGCCAUCUCCCACAGGCAGCGCCUGCUCGAGCUCAACAGUUCCCUGGAGUUCAAGCUGCACCGACUGCACUUCAUCCGGCUCCUGGCGAGCGGCCCCGAGAAGCAGCUAGAGGCCCUCAGCUAUGCCCGGCACUUUCAGCCAUUUGCACGGCUGCACCAGCGAGAAAUCCAGGUGAUGAUGGGCAGUCUGGUGUACCUGCGGCUGGGCUUGGAGAAGUCGCCCUACUGCCACCUUCUGGACAACAGCCACUGGGCAGAGAUCUGCGAGACCUUUACCCGGGAUGCCUGUUCCCUGCUGGGGCUCUCGGUGGAGUCUCCCCUCAGCGUCAGCUUUGCCUCUGGCUGUGUGGCGCUGCCGGUGCUGAUGAACAUCAAGGCCGUGAUUGAGCAGCGGCAGUGCACGGGGGUCUGGAGUCACAAGGAUGAGUUACCGAUCGAGAUCGAACUGGGCAUGAAGUGCUGGUACCACUCGGUGUUUGCCUGCCCCAUCCUACGGCAGCAGACGUCAGAUUCCAACCCUCCCAUCAAGCUCAUCUGCGGCCACGUGAUCUCUCGAGAUGCGCUCAACAAGCUCAUUAACGGUGGAAAGCUCAAGUGUCCCUACUGUCCCAUGGAGCAGAACCCAGCUGACGGGAAACGCAUCAUAUUCUGAUACUCACCUGGGAGGAACUUUGUCAAAAGGGGCUUUUCACCCUUGAGCCUUGGUCUUGUCUACGCGGGGGUAGCUGCUGUCUGUGGAUUGUGGUUCACUUCAGCGCAAAUGGCCGACUGCCACUCCAGGCAGAGGCCAAGAAGGGAGAUGAACCAGUUUGUGCCAGGCAGCUGGCUCCUUGGCCAUGAGGGUAGGCAGACACUGGCCUCUGCACUCCUGCCGUUUCCCUAUCUGUAUCUGCCACUGACUUAGUCACAACCAACAGAGAGGCAGAGGACUUGGCAGGCAACACGGACAUCUUCCCAGUCCUGGCAUCCUGCCCCCAGCCGGGUCGCUGAUGGCUACACCCAUGCUGUAUCUGCUGCUCCAGUGGUACAGCCUCACAACUGUAUGUAUCCACUUCCCACUGUAAAUAGGUUUGAACUGAAUGCCAUGGUUUUAUAACUGAGCAAAUAUAUUCACAGGCCUUCUCCUUA
Messenger RNA from Leopardus geoffroyi (Geoffroy's cat), 2551 nucleotides. It is a transcript of the gene RMND5B, whose product is annotated as required for meiotic nuclear division 5 homolog B. Bases 894 to 2075 code for a protein of 393 amino acids. The transcript is spliced from 12 exons. Gene Ontology annotation, cellular component: GID complex; nucleus; cytoplasm. Gene Ontology annotation, biological process: proteasome-mediated ubiquitin-dependent protein catabolic process. Gene Ontology annotation, molecular function: protein binding; ubiquitin protein ligase activity. The record is from RefSeq and is a predicted model, not a curated record. Lineage: Eukaryota; Metazoa; Chordata; Mammalia; Carnivora; Felidae.